CUACCUACAGUAGGGACCACAUUUGGGAAAGGACAACGCGGCACUUCCGUCCGAAUCCCCGCUUCUGGAUGAUGUAGUACUGCUGAGUUCUAACCAUGGGUUCUUCUGGCCUGGCUCGACUGCAGGGGCUCUUCGCUGUCUAUAAACCUCCGGGGCUGAAAUGGCUGCACGUGCGUGAGACCGUGGAGUUGCAACUGCUUAAAGGUCUCAAUGCACAGCAGCCUCCUGCUCCUAAACAGCGGCUUCGCUUCUUGCUAGGCCCUGUGGAAGGCAGCGAAGAGAAGAAGUUGACUCUCAGAGCCACCAGUGUUCCCUCUCUCACCUCCCACAGACUUGUACGUGGUCCAGCAUUCACAAACCUGAAGAUCGGUGUGGGACAUCGCUUGGAUGUCCAGGCUUCUGGUGUGCUUGUCCUCGCCGUGGGACAUGGACGCAGUCUCCUCACUGACAUCUCUGAUGCGCAUCUCACCAAGGAUUACACAGUGCGUGGCCUCCUGGGCAAAGCUACAGACAACUUCUGUGAAGAUGGGCGGCUGAUAGAGAAGACAACCUAUGACCAUGUGACCAGAGAGCGGCUGGACAGGAUCCUGGCAAUGAUCCAAGGCUCCCACCAAAAAGCUCUGGUGACGUACUCCAACCUGGACCUGAAGUCCCAGGAGGCCUAUGAGAUGGCUGUGCGGGGUGUGAUCCGGCCCAUGAGCAAGUCCCCAAUGCUCAUCACGGCCAUCCGCUGUCUGCACUUUGCACCUCCUGAGUUUCUUUUGGAGGUGCAGUGUGUGCACGAGACGCAGCAGCAGCUGAGGAAACUGGUGCAUGAGAUCGGCCUGGAGCUGAAGAGCACCGCCGUCUGCACACAAGUGCGGCGGACUCGGGACGGCCUCUUCGGACUGGAUGACGCCCUCCUGAGAACCCAGUGGGACCUACACAACAUCCAGGGUGCCAUCCAGGCCACAGCCCCCCGGGUGGCAGUGGAACUGAAAAAGAACUUGACCCUAAAGCUGGGCCCCCAGCAGCUCCCCAGCGCUGGGCCACCUUGGGGCCUCAAGGGCCCAAGCUCCACUCUGGAGUUGGGAAGCUGUGCGGGGCAGUGAAAGGCCAGGCAGGUGCCCGGAUGGAGGGCAGACAAGCUCUUCACAAGUCAGAACUGGUCGCCCUGUGAGAGGGAGGCCAAGGA
This is a messenger RNA of Apodemus sylvaticus (European woodmouse), 1174 nucleotides long. RefSeq names its product TruB pseudouridine synthase family member 2 (gene Trub2). The transcript is spliced from 8 exons. NCBI's taxonomy places the organism in Eukaryota, Metazoa, Chordata, Mammalia, Rodentia, Muridae. The record is from RefSeq and is a predicted model, not a curated record. Gene Ontology annotation, molecular function: RNA binding; pseudouridine synthase activity. Gene Ontology annotation, biological process: pseudouridine synthesis; RNA processing. The coding region runs from base 96 to 1091 and encodes 331 amino acids.